AGGAGACUCACAUGCUUUAUAUAGGGAGUGUUGAGCUCCAUCAGAAUCAAACAGAAGACACACACAAACACGGUGAAAAGCGUUUACCUGCCCGAUCUGCACAUCAGGAAAUAUCAAAUCGAAUGACUGAAAGAGGGUGAGAGAGAGAAAGAGAGAUGGCCAGAUUCUUUAUGUUGAGUUUGAUUCUUGUUCUGUCAGCGAUCACAGUUUGUAGAGCACAAAAAAUCCAUUAUAGCCAUCACCACACAAAACCAGAUGUUGGGUGUCUGAACGGAGGAAGGUCUGUGUCUUUACACUCAGGUUUCACAUUCUGUCUCUGUCCUGACGGCUAUAUGGGCUCCAGCUGUGAGAAAGAAGAUUCUGACUCUUGCCUGGAUGGAAACGGGGAGCUGUACCGGGGCUCAGUGUCUCAGUCGGAGACAGGGCGAGAAUGUCUGCCGUGGAACUCAAAACGCUUGCAUGCGAUCAGAGGACAUGACAGACAUCUUCACCUGCGACACAACAAAUGCAGAAACCCAGACCACAGCUCUAAACCCUGGUGCUACGUCCAGACACGAUUUGGGAUUAUAGAAGAAGACUGUGACAUUCCUCGCUGUACAAACCACGGUGCUGAUGUCUCUCCCGUCAGACCAACAGUUUCACAGUCAGAUUUGCAGUGUGGUGUGAAGGAGGAGAGCGUCAUGAAGGUGGUGGGCGGGGCUUUGAGUACAGUACAGCGCCACCCCUGGAUGGCUGCGGUGUUUACACGGAGGUCUCAGAGUCAGACUCCAGUGUUCAUGUGUGGCGGGAGUCUCAUCUCGCCCUGCUGGGUCCUAACGGCCGCACACUGCUUUCCUCGUGGCUCUCGAACGAAUAAGAAUCAACUGUCAGUGUUUCUGGGGAAGAACACAAUAAAUGAGACGGACCUGCAGAGAGAGCAGAAGUUCAGAGUCUCUGAGGUCAUCAUCCACGAACACUUUGACAACACAGACGGCAACUUCAACAAUGACAUCGCGUUGUUGAAGAUUCACAGUUCUAAUGGUGAAUGUGCUCGAGAGUCCCGCUCGGUGAAGCCGGUUUGCAUCCCUGAUCCUGAACUCUCGCUCGAUGACGGGACGUCCUGUGAUGUCACCGGAUACGGCAAAGAGAGAGAAGGGUCGUGGCAUUACUCUCGCCAUCUCAGAGAAGCAAAGGUGGAUGUGUUGUCACAUGAUUUGUGCUCCAGUAAAACAUACUACGGCAACAUGAUGACCGACAACAUGCUGUGUGCCGGGAGUAAAGACUGGAGCACUGACACCUGUAAGGGUGACUCCGGCGGGCCGCUGGUGUGUGCGGUCGGUGGUCGUGCGUUCCAGUAUGGUGUGGUGAGCUGGGGUGAGGGAUGUUCUAGAGAGCUCCGUCCUGGCGUUUAUACAAAAGUGAGCAACUACUACCACUGGAUUCAGGAGAAAACCGGCCUGUCGUCCCUCACAGCGACGUCUGCUCACCUGUGAACCUCGUUCACACACCUGUACCUGAGGCUGGGUGUCUGAACGAGAACAUUCCCAAAGUCAUAGACACCAGUUUACAAUUCUGAGCCUUUACAAUCAGUCAACUAAGACCAAAUGUGUAUAAAUAGCUCACUGGAGUUCAAAUUUACAGUAACACUUUUGAUAUUUAUUAUUUUGUUAUUUUAUAACUUUUUAGGCUUUGGUGGUGACAUUGGUGAUUUACAAAUCAGAAUUGCUGAUUAAUCUGACAAUCAUUUGGUCAUUUUGAGAUUAUGGCCAAUAAACUGUGUGGACCAGUGUGGUUUUUCCACACAGACAAGCGUGUUAAUAGCCAACAUGGAUAACUAUUCCUGUUUUUCUUUGGCGUUUUAAUAAAUAUCGGGGUGGCUUAAGCCUAGUCCCAGACUAAUUUGGAUGUUAGAGGAUCGAAAACAACU
Molecule: messenger RNA, 1906 nt
Organism: Triplophysa rosa
Lineage: Eukaryota; Metazoa; Chordata; Actinopteri; Cypriniformes; Nemacheilidae
Gene: plaub
Product: plasminogen activator, urokinase b
Exons: 12
Coding region: 156-1472 (438 amino acids)
Biological process (GO): plasminogen activation; regulation of cell adhesion mediated by integrin
Molecular function (GO): serine-type endopeptidase activity
Source: RefSeq, a predicted model, not a curated record